Messenger RNA from Metarhizium brunneum ARSEF 3297, 786 nucleotides. RefSeq lists its product as uncharacterized. Gene Ontology annotation, biological process: pyrimidine nucleotide import into mitochondrion. Gene Ontology annotation, molecular function: pyrimidine nucleotide transmembrane transporter activity. Gene Ontology annotation, cellular component: mitochondrion. The record is from RefSeq and is a predicted model, not a curated record. NCBI's taxonomy places the organism in Eukaryota, Fungi, Ascomycota, Sordariomycetes, Hypocreales, Clavicipitaceae.
AUGCAGACCGAAAGAACUGACGCGUCUCUAGACACGAGGCAUUGGGUUCACUUUGUUGCCGGCGGGACGGGCGCCGUCGUAUCGACAACAGUUACUUUCCCCCUCGACGUCGUGAAAACAAGACUGCAAAGCGACUUAUAUCAUCAACAUAUCGGACGAGGCAGAAUAGGUACGCAAGCACCAAGUUUAGGGACCGCCCAGUUGUUGAAAAACAUUUACAGGCGUGAGGGAUGGCCAACUCUGUUUAGAGGUCUUGCCCCCAACUUAUGGAGCUUUGUACCCGAGACCGCAAUCGGCUUCUACGCCUAUGGAAACACGAAACGUAUCCUUGCCGAAAUCUUCAACCACGGCCACGAAUCAGUAGUCAUCCACAUGUGUGCUGCAGCACUUUCUGGCGUCGCUACAGAAACCUGCACGAAUCCACUAUGGGUUGUCAAGACGCGGCUCCAGCUUGAUCGGGAGCGUUCAACGGGAUUAGGACGAGUGUACAAAGGCUCGUGGGACUGUGCGAAACAGAUCCUCAGGUCCGAGGGUGUUCCUGGCUUAUACCGAGGGCUGAUGUUGAGCUAUUUGGGUGUAUCCGAGUUUGUGUUGCAGUGGAUGAUUUACGAGCGAAUGAAACUGGCCUGCGGUAUAUCUAACGAGAUGGCAUCUCCUUCUAGCAAUUCCCCUUCAGAGUGGUUUGGAAUCCUUGGCGCCGCUGGCUUGUCCAAGCUCGUUGCCGCAACUAUUGCCUAUCCCCACGAGGUAAAAUAUCCUCUUCGUCUUUUCCUUUCCCACAAGUGA